This is a messenger RNA of Pollicipes pollicipes, 4102 nucleotides long. Its product is annotated as fibrocystin-L. The record is from RefSeq and is a predicted model, not a curated record. Lineage: Eukaryota; Metazoa; Arthropoda; Thecostraca; Pollicipedomorpha; Pollicipedidae. Bases 77 to 4102 code for a protein of 1341 amino acids. The transcript is spliced from 23 exons.
GCUGCUGGUCUCGACCAGCAGCUUCGAGUCGCGCCAGACCGAGGUGCGCCGCGUGGCGGCCGUCUCCGAGGACGGCAUGACGCUGACGCUGAACCAGAGCCUGCAGUACGAGCACCUCGGCAUCGGCUUCACGAUGCCAGACGACUCCGUCGCUCCCCUGGCGGCCAAGGUCGGACUCCUCUCCCGCAACAUCCGCAUCGAGGGCGAGUCCUACGAUGACGUCAUCGAGGAGAGCUUCGGGGCGCGCGUGCUGGCCAGCAGCUACAACGACAGGAACACCAACACGAUGAAGAAAGCCUCCGUCCAACUCUCCAACGUGGAGUUUCGGCUGGCUGGCCAGGACGGCUGGAGUGACGCCUACGACCCGCGCUAUGCCCUCGCCUUCGUCUCCCUGGACGAUACGGACUCCAGCGUGGUCAACUGCAGCUUCAACCACCUCUUCAGCCCGGCCAUCGGCAUCUUCUACACCAACAACCUCACCGUUCAGGGCAACGUCAUCAUGCACACGGUCGGAUCGGGUAUCAUCGACGAGGGCGUGGGCAACCGUCUGCAGGACAACCUCGUCUCGUGGGUCGUCUUCCCGGGCACGUACAACGGCCGCGAAGAGCCGGAGAACCUCUCCUGGGACGCCGGCUUCCGGAUCCACAAGGCCAAGAGCGUGACGCUCACCGGCAACGUGGUGGCAGGCUCGGAGCGGCUGGGCUUUCACAUCAGCGGCACCGACUGCGCUGCGCCUUCCAACUGGGCCAACAACGAGGCACACGGCGUCCUGCACGGCGUCCAUAUGUUCAAGAAGAUCACGCACAAACAGUGCGCCAAGGUGAGCGGCUUUUACGUGUGGCGGGCCUACGACUUCGGCAUCUACUUUCACGUGAGCUCGCACAGCGUCGUCGUGGAGGACAACCUGCUCGUGGAGAACACGCUGGCGCUGCUGCCCAUGCUGUACGAGCCGAGCCCCGUGUCUCACCAGUACGCCGACAAGCACAUCAACGUCACCAACACGCGUAUCGUGGCGGUGACGUCGGCCGAGCAGUGCGGCGCCGACACAGCGCCGCAGAUCGCCAGCUACCGCACGCAGGCGCGGUCGCCCCGCGCGCCCGACGGGGGCCGCACAGGCCUCAUGUGGGGCCAGUUCAUCGCCAGUCCUGUCGGCGCGCCGCUCAAGACCUGGUACAAUCCGAUGAGCUACGCGGCUCUGCGCGGCACAACGUACCUGCGGUCGAUCCAGCUGAUCAACUUCGCCCGGCUGUGCGGCGGCCGCCGCGACCUGGCGCUGACCACCCUGGGGUCUGGCGACGAUGCCCAGCACCCGGUAGUCAGCCAGGACGUCAGCUUCACCAACGUGCUCGAGGACGACCGUCUCUUCUUGCACGAGCCAGAUCUGGCAGCAGUGAACCCAUCUGACUGCGUGGACAUGGACUGUGAUGGCCAGAAACACGCCAUGCUGAUCGACACCGACGGCUCCUUGAUUGGCUCUGCCGGCACGUUGGUGCCUCUGGCCGAGUUUGAGUUUGACGGCGAUGAGAGGCGAGGUGUGGGCUACUACCGCGUGCCCAAGUCGGCCGUCACACGGCUGGACGGCUCGCGCAUCCCGUACGCAGAGAAGAUGCCCAACAAAGGCAUCUGGCGGGACGCUGACUGCACGUGGCGCGCGCCGUGGCGAGCGUACACGUGCCCGGGCGGCCAGCAGCGCAUGCUUGUGCUGGAGUCGAUGGACGCCGACUCGGAGAUCCGCCGCGUGUCUCCGAUCGCCCUCAUCGCCGACCCCGGCUCGGCGGGCUUUGUGGACCUGCUGAACGGCCAGCAGGACCACGGCUGGUGCUUCGGCUACACGUGCCAGGAGCGGCUGAGCACCUUCUACGCGGUGGUGGCGGCCAGCAAGCCGUACGAGAUGCACUUCACGGGCACGCCGCCGCAUCACCUGAGGUUCCACUUCCUCCACGCCCAGCCGGACCAGGCGAUCCUGUUGAAGAUCUGGUACCCGAAGACGCAGCGAUACGACGUGUACUAUGAGGGCGAGUUCGUCUACCCGACCAACACCGAUCCGGCAACGUUCGACAUCCUCCCACCUGAUCCUGCAAAUCCGGACCAGUUCGUGCCUCUCAUCACUUCAACGACUCACGGCCAGAACUUCUUCGACCGGACGACUGGUUUCCUACACGUGCUGCUGCGUGGUCCGGGCAUCAUCGAGGUGCGCCAGCAGCCGAUCAUCGUCCUCAAGAUGGGCUACGUCGGCGAGGCGGAGUUCUUCGAGUCUGACGUGCUGCCGCGGCUGAUGGACCUGCUGGGCAUCUCGCCAGACCAGCUGCGAGUGCCGAAGGUGGUGCGCGAGGACUCGGCGCCGGCCGGCAGGCGGCGCCGGGAUGCCGAAGCCCCAGCCGUCCAGGUGGAGAUCGAGAUCGGCCAGCCUCCCGCCAACGGCACUGCCGACACUGGCAACAGCACCGCCACGCUGGAGGACCUAGAGCGCGUACAGGCCCGCGUCGUCGACAGCUUCCAGACGGGCCAGGUGGACGCAGCGCUCGGUGUUCAAGUCCAGACCAUAGCGAUGAUUGACCCGGUGCCGGUGGCCACCGACCCGACUGGCGGCGUCCGCGCCACCAACGAGACCGGCGACGUGGAUCUCUCCGGCGUUCCCGGAGCCAAGACUUUUUCAGAGACGCAAAGGGAGCAGGAGGCAGAAGCUGCGGCAGCAGAGGCGGAAGUCGCUGAUGGUGUCGCCUACCAGCGACCGGCAGAACUAUUGAUUGAAUCGCAGCCCGUCAGAGGCGUUAUUGAGGAGCUCAGUCAGAUAAUGCCCCUCAUCAAGCUCUACAUGAAGGAUACCACCGGGGCGCGCAUGUCUUCCGUCGGCCACGAGUCCAGCCCGUGGCAGGUGGAGGCUGAGCUGGUGUCGCCGCCGGCCGGGGUGUCGCUGCUGCACGCCCGCGAGCCGUUCCGCCAGGGCGUGGCCACCUUCAGCCGGCUGGCGGUGAGCGGCGUGGCCAGCGGGCUGCGCCUGCGCUUCCGCGUGGUGCAGCCGGCCGAGGUCAGCUUCAGCGCGGACAUGAGCGGCUCGUUCAGCACCACCAAGAAGCGGCUGGAGGCGAGGGUGGCCAGCGACACGCGUACUGGGACCGACAUGGACCAGAAGGGACGCCCCGCUCAGGUGGGAGCCACAUCUUCGGAAGAGAGCCGGCCGGCGAUACGCGUGUUCAUACGUGACCCGGUGACGCGCGGCCCGGCCGCCGCCGAGGUGCUGCGCGGCUACACCUGGCGCUUCCGGGCGGAUCUGUAUGAGGCCGGCUCCAGCCCGCGCGCCGUCUUGCGGGGGACGCGGACUCGACAGCUGACACCGCCCGACAACGGCGCCACCUUCGACCCGUACGUGGUGUUCGACGACCUGACCAUCUCCGAGAACGGCUUCUACUACGUGCUGCGCAUCACCGUCACCACCGCCGACGACGCCAGCUACCGGCUGGUUGCCCUUUCCGGACCUAUCCACGUGCGCUCGGCGCAGGCGGCGCCGCUGGCGCAGCCGCACAACAUCGGCGUGCGUUUCCUCUCCGACUACAGCGCCGUGGCCGGGAGGGAGGAGCAGUUCAGCGAGGAGGUCGCCUCCUGGCUCCAGAGCCGCUACGGAAAGACGGCCUGGCUCCGGAUACGCCUAUCGAGAGGCAGUAUCAAAGCGAACGUGGACACGCGGGCGACGUCGGCGGCGGAUCAUGACGCCACCGUGGACCAGCUGCAGGCGGACCUGGACGCCGGUCUUACCAUGACGGACUCGGCGGGCCGCUCGUACCCGCUGGCCGACACUCUCCUGGUGGACGGCGUGGAGCGCAAACGUCAGACGGAUGAGGCGGUGCUGCCGGUGUGGGCCAUAGCUGUGAUGGCAGCGCUCGGCGCUUUGCUGCUGAUCUGCCUCAUCUUCUGCUUCUGUCACUUCUACAAAAACCGCGACCGCAAAGGCAAAGUUGGAGACGUCAACCACAUGGCGUUCAAGGUGCCGAUCAACACAGUGCCGCCGCCGCCCUUCACCCCCGGCCACGUCAGCUCGUUCAGCAUCCGCAUGUCGAUAGUCGACCCCAACAACAAGGUGUCGCCGUCUGUGAUCCAGGUGUAA